Molecule: messenger RNA, 1251 nt
Organism: Cryptotermes secundus
Lineage: Eukaryota; Metazoa; Arthropoda; Insecta; Blattodea; Kalotermitidae
Exons: 3
Coding region: 144-794 (216 amino acids)
Source: RefSeq, a predicted model, not a curated record
CCCAUCGCUUGGAGGAGGGGAAGGGAGAGCGCAUGUUAUUCCUACCCAGACCCGGAAAAGACGACAAAAAUCUUUGCCGGCUGCCAACACCGGACACUUCUUACAAUGAACUUCGACUAAGUGACUAAGUGGAACAUCAGACGAUGCAAUUCUGCCGAAAUACUCAGAGUUUGGGCAACUGUGGUCCCCAACUGUCGGGGCCUUCCGGGUCCGUGUGGGCGAGGCAGGCAGAGGACGCUCUGCGACGCGAGUGGAUGCCUAAAUGCUUCCUGGUGGGAAUUGGGGUAGUGGGAAUCUCAUACUGCGUGGUGUAUAUAACUGGAAUAUAUGAGCGGUCCUUGACGCUCACCGUGUUCACAUUGCUCACCUUCUUGUUCAUCUACAUACUGUGGUGCAACCACCAGAAACAGCGUCACUGCAACCAGAAUGUAUCAGCGACAAACAGGACAGGAUCCUCUGUGGCGACGAUUUCCGAAUUAGUGUCUCCAUCAUCACCUCCAUGUCCACCUGCGCCAUUCAACGUACCCGACAAAUGUGACACUUUGCCUUCAUCUAGGGCCUGCACUCCUCCACCAAGCUACCAGGAGGCUAUGCUAGGGACAGCGGCGGUGAAUCCUGUGCUCCCACCACCACAGAUUCUCAACUACCAGGAGGCUAUGCCAGGGACAGCGGCGGUGAAUCCUGUGCUCCCACCACCACAGAUUCUCAACUACCAGGAGGCUAUGCCAGGGACAGCGGCGGUGAAUCCUGUGCUCCCACCACCACAGAUACUCGUACAUUCACAUCUCCCCUAACCUCACUUUGCCAUCGAUAUGGGAACAGUGUGACAUAAGCGUAAUACUUAUCAAACAUUUUCUUUCUGAGAACUUCAAGAUUGUUGAGUUGUCUUCUGUGAUGUGACGCCAUGUAAUGUGGUAGAUAGUAACUAUAGUUUAGGAGAGACCUACUGUGUCUAUCGUCAGGGCAGGCAACAGGUUCCUCCGAGUCGUUGGGCGAAUUUCUACCAGAUUAUAAGGCGUCACAUCUCAGAAGAUCGUAACCGUCACAAGAACCGGAAAACCUCAAGAUUUUUUCUCGAAGAAAGAUGCAAGGAGCAACUCAGUGGAGUAGUUGUCAGAAUGUAUAACUGUGAUGACAGGCUUACAUCAAGGAUUUUAGUUUGUCGCAUGAUAAUAACAGUUGAUUGAGGCACUAUGAUACAAGUCGGAAGGUCGCGGGUUAGAUUUCCGAUAAGAUCGGAUUUUUCAAUUG